AAAUCUCGCGGUUUCGGAAGGUAAGCCAUGUAUGCGCUGCUCCCGGCGGACGCGUGUUUAGAAUAAUGACGCUAUCCUGAUUUUCUUUCCACUUUUGGGUCAAUCCCAGAAUUAGAUUUAUUCGGAAUAAUAUGCAUCACGAAAAAACUUCACCACCUUUUGCUCCACCUAUUAUAACUCCUGCUCUCCUCCUCUCUGUUUCCAUCUGCACUUCUGCUCUCUCCUUGUGUUUUCUCCUCCCUCUUUGUUUUUGCUCUUUUGGUUCUGCUUUCGAGUGGCCGUGGAAGCGUCGCUGCCCCUGUUCGACAACGGUGGUGUGGAGUGGAUGGAAGGUGGCUUGUUGCCCUCCGAUCUCUAUCAGCCAUACCAGCAGCAACGGCAGCAGAUGAUGAUGGGUCUGUUUUCUUCUCCUUCACCACCGGCGACGGUUGCUCCGCCUUCCAAUUCCCCGGCCAGUUUCCCUCUUUUCAUGGAUCAAUCCUUGACUAACCUGUUGGAGAAACAGAGGAACGAGACGGAUCAGUACCUUCGCCUCCAGAGCAACCUGCUGAGAGCCGCGCUCCACCAGCAGAGGAAGCAGCACAUGGCCUCGCUUCUCCGGAGUCUCGAGUCGAAGUCUUCCAUCCUUCUGAGCCAGAAAGAAGGCGAAUUGGUGAAGGCCCGGAAGCGUAUAAUGGAGGUGGAAGCAUGCCUAAGGAGAGCGGAGGAGGAGAGGGAGACGUGGCAGAGGAUCGCCAGGGAGAACGAGGCCAUGGCCGUGUCUCUGAACCGCAUCCUGGAGCAAGUUCGCGAGCCCUGCCUCUCCUCCACCGGCGACUCCUCGCCGGAUGCUGACGCCGCCGUGUCGUGCUCCGGCCACCCAUGGGCGGUGGAGGAACCGAAGGUGGAGAACGGGAUGGGUCUGUGCAAGGUCUGCGGGUCUCGAUCUUCUCGCGUGCUGCUUCUCCCCUGCAGGCAUCUUUGCGCGUGCGAGCUCUGCGAGGCCUUCCUGAACGCCUGCCCCUCCUGUGGAUCCGUAAAGGAAGACAGCUUUGAGGUCUUCUUAGUCUAAGCGACAAAAAAAAAAAAAAAACUUGAACGCAGAGAGUUAUUGAAUAGAGAGAGACAGGCAGACGGAAUUUGCAUUAAACGAUGACAAAAUUUUGGCGACA
Messenger RNA from Phoenix dactylifera (date palm), 1151 nucleotides. Its product is annotated as E3 ubiquitin-protein ligase BOI-like. NCBI's taxonomy places the organism in Eukaryota, Viridiplantae, Streptophyta, Magnoliopsida, Arecales, Arecaceae. The record is from RefSeq and is a predicted model, not a curated record. Gene Ontology annotation, molecular function: ubiquitin-protein transferase activity.